This is a messenger RNA of Didymella exigua CBS 183.55, 1461 nucleotides long. RefSeq names its product alcohol dehydrogenase 1. Bases 250 to 1347 code for a protein of 365 amino acids. Lineage: Eukaryota; Fungi; Ascomycota; Dothideomycetes; Pleosporales; Didymellaceae. Gene Ontology annotation, molecular function: zinc ion binding; oxidoreductase activity. The record is from RefSeq and is a predicted model, not a curated record. The transcript is spliced from 3 exons.
UGUGCCUUGGCUCCAGUGUACAAGCCAACAGUGAGACGGCUUGUGAUGGGGCGUCUACCUCACAAGUAAGUUGAGCAACGCCGCAUAGGAGUAGGCUCUCUGCCAUAUGAGGGGUAACGGCAGGACCGAGGCCUGGUCACCACUUCUUCAUUGCUAUUUCAAGUCGAUUUGUCUCGUCCAUUUCGCGUUUUAUUCUCCUCCGUGUCCUACUCUCAAUUCUUUCAAUUCAACCACAAAGCAAUCCUCACUAUGCCAGACGACAAGGUCCAGACAUUUGACAUCCCCAAGACGUGCAAGGGUGGGGUAGUCGUAAACGAAGGUCCAGAUUUCUAUGUCGAGGUUCAAGACGUCCCCACCCCAGAGCCAGGACCAAACGAUGUUUUGAUCAAGCUGAACGCGACUGGCAUUUGCCAUAGUGAUAUCCACUUCAUGUUAAACGACUGGGCGCUGCCAAAGAUGUCCGCACUGGGCACACAGUGCGCUGGACACGAGGGUGCUGGCGUCAUUGUUAAAGUCGGAGACCAGGUCAAGAAACUGAAGCCUGGCAUGAGGGCCGGGUUCAAGCCCAUUCAAGACACCUGCGGUGCAUGCGAGCUCUGCCGCGGCGACCAAGAGUGCUAUUGCCCGGGUGCAGUCUUCACUGGCUUGAUGUGCGAUGGAUCUUACAAGCAGUACGUCGUCUCGCCCGAACGCUACACCACGAUCAUCCCCGACGGCGUGAAUGACUACAUCGCCGGGCCCAUCAUGUGCUCGGCCUCCACAAUCUACACAUCGAUCAAGGAGUCCAAUCUCAAGCCCGGAGACUGGGCCGUCUUCCCGGGUGCAGGCGGUGGUGUCGGUAUGCAGGGCGUUCAGCUCGCCAAAGCCAUGGGUCUACGCGCUGUUGCCAUUGACACCGGCGAUGACAAGGAACAGCUCUGCAAGAAGGUUGGUGCCGAGGAGUUCAUUGACUUCAAGAAAGUUGAGAACGUCGCCGAGGAGAUCAUUCGCAUCUGCGACGGCAUCGGUGCACACGGCGUCUUCGUCACCGCAGUGCAGACAUACCCAUCGUCGGUCAGCUACCUGGGCGGUCGCGUCGGCGGAAAGGUCAUGUGUAUUGGUCUGCCGCCUGCGGGCACGCAACACAUCGAUGUCGAUCCGAACCAGAUGUGUUUCAAGAAGCAGAGCAUUCAGGGCACGCUCGUUAGCAGCAUGGCGGAUGUCGACAAGACGCUGGACUUUGCUAAGAGGGGACUGUUGAAGCCUAUCUACACGGUAUACCCCUUGAGCCAGUUCAAUGAGGCUGUGCAGAAGCUGAGAAGGGGUGAGAUUGCUGGCAGAGCUGUGAUCGACUUUAACCAGGAAUAGACGCGGGAACUAGAUGGUGGAUUGUACAGGAGACGAUGUACCGACACGGCGUAUGAGUUACGAAGGGCAUUUAGCGCCAAUUCAUGAUCGUAGCAAUAGCAUGUAGCAACGAGC